UUGAUGAUGUCGGACAGGGUCCGACAAUGGACCGGAUAGGAAUAAUUGCAAUGUCUGACCAGGUCCGACAAUGGACCGCAAAGGGUUAACUUUGUUAUGCAUUACAAUAGACUAAAACCUUGUUUCGAUAUAGGUAUCCGGGAUGAGGAACAUCUAAGGAAUGUCCAGGCCCAGAGGAGAUCGCUGGAAAGUGGACUACAGCCUCCAUCCUCUCCCAGGAGACAGUUUCCAGUGGACUGGGGAGUACGACAACGAGGAGCAGAGACUGUCAAGGAUGCCUGGGAUGGAGAUGGAGGAAGCCCCUGUUCAGCUUCGGGAGGAUCCUGGUUUGCCUAUGGUGGAGGACAUGGGUCCACCUGUGGACUCCCUCCCUCUGCGAACCGAAAGAAGACCUUCCUCUGGAGGGCGAGGGCGCAUCCUUACUGCUCAGCAGGAGAUGGCCAUUGUGGACAUGGUGGUGACACAAAAUGAUAUACGCCUCAGGGACAUACAGCAAAACAUCUUAGGAAAUAAUGAAACAUUCCAAGGGGCUGAGACCAUAAGCACUACCACUAUAGCACACAUUCUGAAAAGGCACCAAAUAUCUAUGAAGCAGAUAUAUUUGGUUCCUUUCCAAGGAAAUGAGGACCGAGUCAAGGCAUUACGACGUGAAUAUGUUCAAAGAAUGAUGGAAUUGGAUGCAGGGGUCAACCACCACGAAUUCAUCUACAUGGAUGAGGCAGGCUUCAACCUGGCCAAACGUCGACGACGGGGUCGGAAUGUCAUUGGACAACGAGCCACUAGUUGA
Acipenser ruthenus (sterlet) is the source of this 787-nucleotide messenger RNA. RefSeq lists its product as uncharacterized. The record is from RefSeq and is a predicted model, not a curated record. The transcript has 4 exons. Bases 161 to 787 code for a protein of 208 amino acids. Lineage: Eukaryota; Metazoa; Chordata; Actinopteri; Acipenseriformes; Acipenseridae.